UUUAAAAGUAUGGAAUUCAGCUAAAAUAGUCUAAAAUAAUGUAUUGUAUCUAAUUUGUCAUGUACAUCCAACUCCCAUCACCUCACCCUAUCGCCCAUCUUCACCUGUGCAAUGCACUCAUUUUCCCACUGCUUCCUCACACUAACACGAAAAAUGUUUCCAAAUGAUACAUGAAAAAAUAAUACGAACCCAAAUCCUGCACUUGUUUCGCUAUCCACAAAUUACCACUUCAUCCAUGCUAAAAUAUUUGUUUCAUGGCAAAUAGUCCAACCGGCAAGAAAAUCGAAAGUAAGCCACAAUUGGCGCGUUAUCUGGGCGAUGCAAUCGACAUUGGUGCAUUUGAUUUUCAUAACGGCAAAUUCGUGCGUCACUUGCCACCGCCGUCAAUUUCACUAUUCCGUUGCAGUAGCUUAACUAACAGCGGCAACGGUGCUAGUGGCAGUGGCAAUACAUCAAUGCCGCCACCACCACCACAGUGUAGUGCCGGAAGUACUUUAUCCUUAACUGUAUGUUCCUCCCCAAAUUCUUCACAAUUACCUAAUACUACAAAUGCCAACAUACUACAACCACCAACGCCAACAACAUCAAAUACGCCAAAUUCAUUAAAGCGCAAAUACAAGGCGCAUUCCUUAUCCCAACCACAAAUUCAGAAUCAAUCACAGACCCACCAGUUACAAGGCAUGCAUACGAAUGCCACUAGUAGCAGUUGCGCCCCAUCAAGCGCAUGUGGUGCUGCAACUACAUCGACAGCGAGUUCACGGCAGCAAUUAGAAUUCAGUCGCACACCACGCACAGACGCUUCGUUAGUACCACCUAUACGUCAAACUGCAUCGAUUUUCAAACAACCAGUCACUGUGGUGCGAAAUCAUGAGUUUACAAAGGUGCGAAACGAUAACUCCAAACAGGUAAAUGGGCAGGAGAAACCAAAGCAAAUGUUCUGGGAGAAACGAUUAGAGGGUUUGCGCGCCUGCCACCCCACCGGUGAGGAGUUUGAUGAUAUCGUACUACCGAAGAGUAUACGCACGAUUGGACCGAAUGUUAAUGAACAAACUGUGCUGCAAUCGUUGGCUACCGCUCUGCAUGUGCUUAACGUCCCCGUGAUGGGUCAAGCCUCCACAAAGACUGAGAUGAAUAAGAAUGCCACGGCAUUUUUGAAUCCGGAACAACCGCUGAUGCAAGCCGUUCUUGUUUCGGAUGACGAUAUACGGCGUCAGGAAGAUCGAGUUAAUGUGGCUCGAAAAAAGCUGCAGGACGCUCUUAAAGCUUAGCUUACUACUUUACGAAGUUAAUUUUUUAUUCUUAUUAGUAUUAGUGUAUAGUUUUAUUUAUAUAUUACAAUGAUCAAUCGAAAUUUAAGCUGUAUCUGCUAGGACAUUUAGUCUUGCUAAGAUAUGCACUUAUGCAAAAGUACGAAUUAUGUUUUCCAAUAAU
Messenger RNA from Anastrepha obliqua, 1431 nucleotides. RefSeq names its product methyl-CpG-binding domain protein 2 (gene MBD-like). The record is from RefSeq and is a predicted model, not a curated record. NCBI's taxonomy places the organism in Eukaryota, Metazoa, Arthropoda, Insecta, Diptera, Tephritidae. The transcript has 2 exons. The coding region runs from base 255 to 1268 and encodes 337 amino acids. Gene Ontology annotation, molecular function: DNA binding.